AUGGAUGUUAAAAGUGCCUUCCUGAAUGGAUACUUAAAUGAGGAAGUCUGUGUAACACAACCUAAAGGGUUUGUUAAUUCUGAAUUUUCUCAGUAUGUCUACAAGCUGGAUAAAGCUCUAUAUGGGUUAAAACGGUUCAUAUUAAGGGGCUUUAAAUUUUCAAUUACUCUGGCUGUUAUAAAUGGUUUUCUGGGUAAUGCUGUCUUCAUUAACUUUGCUCCAUCAUCCUCGUCAACCGAAGUUUUGGCCUCUGAAUUGUCUGGAGGGAUAUUAUCCUCGUGGCCUGUGAAUAGUAUACCUGCUGCUGCGUUAAGUGUUAAGUAUGCCAUACUGCACAAAAUUGGUAUUGCCAAUUGGUUUCCUUCAUCCCAUGCCUCUAGUGUUUCUGCUGCGUUAGGCACUUUCUUGUAUCGCAUCUGCAAUGAUGACCGGGUAGACGCUGAUGCAUUUAUCUACAAUCAGCUAUUAAGGGAUGUGGGAUCCUUUGGAGUCAAGCUUUCGAUUACUCUACCAAGGUUCUUUUCGGGCUUACUGCUACAUUUAAAUGCUGCUAUAUUAACCACCUCGGACGUGCCUGGCCCUGAUCCUAAGACAUUGUCACUGAGCUACAAACUAUUUCAAGGCAGUCAUGUGCCUGACAUAGAUCAUGAUGAAUUCUUUGUUGAUAAGGAAUUGGCUUCCAUAAUUCUAAAUUCUCUUACAGUUGAGUCUCGUUCACUAGCUGCUGCCAUUAGUCUGAUGUCUAAACGGCAUUUGAAAAUUGACUCUCUUAUUCGGCAUCUGAAGACUUUUGCUCCUUCUUCAAGUCAAGGGAACCCUAAUACUGAUUGA
This is a messenger RNA of Cucumis melo (muskmelon), 831 nucleotides long. RefSeq lists its product as uncharacterized. The transcript has 2 exons. The record is from RefSeq and is a predicted model, not a curated record. Bases 1 to 831 code for a protein of 276 amino acids. NCBI's taxonomy places the organism in Eukaryota, Viridiplantae, Streptophyta, Magnoliopsida, Cucurbitales, Cucurbitaceae.